AUGACAAACACUAAGAGAGUGCUCUUACUCAAAAACAAGACAGUUCCGAUAGACCCAUACGAGUCUAAUUUUGAGCAGAAUGACUUCGAACCUGUUUUUAUUCCCAUGAUUCAGCACAUGCAUUUGCCAUUAGAAUGUUUGCACCUACUACAAAAUGAUGCUUACAUGACCCAACUCAAACACAUCGUGAUUAGCUCCCAGCGUACUGUUGAAUGCUUGAAUGAAUCAGUAGUACCGAACCUCUCGGUUUCUCAACAAGACGCAUUACUUCAAAAGACAGUUUACACCGUGGGUCCAGCUACAGCUAGCUUUCUGCAAAGAUGCGGAUUCAAGGACGUUCGAGGCGGAAUCGACGCUGGAAAUGGUAGCAUAUUGGCUGAUGUGAUCAUUUCUGACUUGAAAAAUGACGCUACUACUGAUUUUAGCAGUAUGCCAACACUGCUGCUUCUGGUGGGCGAAACCAGACGAGACAUUAUUCCCAAAAAACUUGCGUCAGCAGGCCUAAAAUCUCAAGAGGUUGUUACGUAUAAAACGGAGAUUCUUGACAAUAACUUGCAGCGGUUCGUGUCGCUUUUUAACUCGCAGUGUUGGGUUGUGUUUUUCAGUUCUCAGGGAACUGAUGAAAUUAUUGAUUAUUUAAAAGACAAAAAUGCCCAGGUUGCUAGUAUUGGUCCCACUACUGAUGAAUUUUUGCUAUCCCGUGGAAUUCGCUCUCACGUUGUUAGUGCAAAACCAGAGCCCGUUUCUUUGAUUCAGUCGCUGAAGUCUGUUUGA
This is a messenger RNA of Lachancea nothofagi CBS 11611, 774 nucleotides long. NCBI's taxonomy places the organism in Eukaryota, Fungi, Ascomycota, Saccharomycetes, Saccharomycetales, Saccharomycetaceae. The record is from the annotation of a GenBank genome assembly.